AUGGCGUCUUCCACCGCACCAGCAUCGUCAAGUGCUUCACCCGUGAAAAUACUCACAGUGGGCUCUGCCGUUGGGUCAAUACGCGACCUUUUUGUGAAACUUAAAGCUAUCGACGCGAAGCAUGGUAAAUUCGACUGUGUCCUCUGCAUUGGGGACUUCUUCGGUCCCUUGAAAGAACCAGGGGCUUCAGGGGAUGGAACCGAUGAAACUGAGCAACUUUUGAACGUCCCUUUGAAAUGUUACAUCAUGCAGGGAGAGAACCCCCUACCUGAUUCUGUGAUAGAAAAAUACGCCAAGACUAGUGGAGAGCUAUGCAAGGAUGUAUUUUUACUGAACAAAUCAGGGAUCAUAACGACCGCUCACGGUCUUCGGAUAGCCUGUCUAGGUGGCAUCUACAAUCCAGGCAUCUACACCACUGCUGAAGCCCCUCCCGGGUUCGCAUCCCCCUUCUUCUCCACCCACACCGUCGAGCGCCUCCUCUCCAAUACUCUCGUUAAAUCAUCCUCAAAAUCCCAAUCCAAGAACCAAGCAUACACCUCCCUUACCUCCAUCCUCAACGCCUCUUCUUCCUCGCAGCUCAUCGACAUCCUCAUCACCAACGACUGGCCUGCAUGCAUUACACAGCACUCAUCAGCCCCUUUGUCUUCCACAGAGCUCUCCUCUGUGGGCGCCAUGCCCCUGGAUGAAGUUAUUAGGAAGGUAAAACCCAGAUAUCAUUUUGCUGCGUUGGGUGGCCGACCGCCACAGUUUUGGGAGCGGGAGCCCUUCGUGUGGGAUGAUGAGGCAGGAAGGGUUUCGAGGUUUGUAAGCCUUGGCGCGUUUGGGGCUGAAGCAACGGGUAGUAAGAAGCCCAGGUGGUUUUACGCAUUUUCAAUUGUCCCACCUUCCUCGUCAAACCCCGCUCCAGCUCGCCCCACAAACGCCACCAAGAACCCUUUCACUGAAUUAGCUCCCCGACCCCAAAAACGGACACUCGAAACAUUCGAAGGAGGAGAGAAUUUCAUAUGGGGAAACGUCCCCCAGCCCGGCAAGCGUCUUCGAACAGAUGCACCGUCAGGUGAGGAAGGCAAGCCGCCGCCAGGGUACAAAUGCCGGAGGUGUGACUCUACCGAGCAUUUUAUCACCUCUUGCCCUGACCGUCAAAAACCUCCGGAAGGAUACGUCUGCCGCAUAUGCAAUACGCCCGGGCAUCUCGUACGCGACUGCCCUACGCGCCACGCUGUGGGCGACACUGGUGGGCGAAAACCACGCCCGGGGUACGUGUGCCGCGCGUGUGCAAGCGAGGGGCAUUAUAUUGAGGAUUGCCCGGUUGCAAAUGCGGGACAACGUGGUGGAGAGAGGGAGGGAGGGAGGGGGAGGGGGAAGAGGGAUCCAAUCAAGGAGAUCGGACCCGACGAAUGCUGGUUCUGCCUCUCCAAUCCCAACCUCGCAAAACAUCUCAUAGUCUCCAUCGGAAGUGAAUGUUACGUGACGCUUCCAAAGGGUCAACUCAUACCUACGCAAUCCAACGCAGCCGGGAAUAACAGCAGUAUUAGUUCAGUCCCAGGUGGAGGCCACGUCCUCAUCGUACCCAUCUCGCACCAGCCGACGUAUAGCACCAUCCCUGCUGACAUCGCACCUCCGAUUUUCGAAGAGACUGAGAAAUACAAGUCUUCCCUCCGCGCUCUCUACGCCGCCCACGACACGAGCGCCGUAUUCUUCGAAGUCGGACGUCUGAGCACAAAAGGAGGGCAUGCGCAUGUACAAGCUGUUCCCGUGCCUACUUCGCUCGCGGGGAAUGUGGAGCAGGCGUUCAGGUCUCAGGGAAUCGAUUUUGAUGGUACGCUGGAAGACUGUCAAGGUGCAGGACUACCAGAUUCCAGGAGGGGAAGAAGUUAUUUCAGAGUGGACCUGCCUGAUGGGAGGACGUUGGUCCAUUUGAUCGAGGAUCAUGCGCCUUUCGGGGUGCAGUUUGGUAGGCAAGUCCUAGCAGACUUACUAGGCAUCCCUGAUAGGGUGGACUGGAAGGCAUGUAUGCUUCCCGAGGAGGAGGAUAAAGCAGAUGUGAAGGCAUUCAAGGCCGCGUUCGCACCUUUUGACCCGUCGAUGUGA
This is a messenger RNA of Suillus paluster, 2091 nucleotides long. RefSeq names its product CwfJ C-terminus 1-domain-containing protein-like protein. Gene Ontology annotation, cellular component: post-mRNA release spliceosomal complex. The transcript is spliced from 12 exons. Gene Ontology annotation, biological process: mRNA splicing, via spliceosome. The record is from RefSeq and is a predicted model, not a curated record. Gene Ontology annotation, molecular function: RNA lariat debranching enzyme activator activity; nucleic acid binding; zinc ion binding. Bases 1 to 2091 code for a protein of 696 amino acids. NCBI's taxonomy places the organism in Eukaryota, Fungi, Basidiomycota, Agaricomycetes, Boletales, Suillaceae.